AUUGCGAACAGACCGACUGACUGGAGGUCUGCUGCGGACUCAGGCGUAGCGGCAGACAGCAAAAUAGGUGGGAAAAGUUGUUGCGAACUACCUCCACGGUUUACACGGAGCACAGAGCGGCAGCAGCUGAGUUUUAAAAGGUCAAACGUUCCUGCAGUCAGACAUGAGGAGCCCUCCAGGCCUGUGUUGUUGAGCUGCUGAGGUCAGAGAUCAAGCACUUGUUCCGGCAGUCAUGGCUGACAAAGAGGGGCUACCCGUCGCCCCAGGCCAGGUCUACAUUGAGGUGGAGUACGACUAUGAGUACAAAGCCAAAGACAAGAUGGUAACCAUCCGCCAGGGGGAGUGGUACAUGCUGGUUAAGAAGACCAACGAGGAUUGGUGGCAGGUGAGGAAGGAGGAGGGCACAAAGGCAUUUUAUGUGCCGGCACAGUAUGUUAGGGAGGUACGCCGGGCACUCAUGCCCCCUCAGAAGCCCGCUGUGAGGGCCAAGCCUACUGUUCUGGAUAUCUGCCGUGCGUCUAAUGAAAACCUUAACAGACCCCAGCCGGAAAUGUCCAGCUUUGGGCGUCCGUCACCCUCCUCCACCCCGUCCCCAUCCUCUGAUCGGGUCACUCCACCAGCUUUGCCAAAGGAUUCUAACCAGAACCUGGGGAGUCCUCUUCACUGCAAGGUGGUGGCCGAACUGGUGCUUCUUCACAACAACAACAACCAUCACCACGCUAACAACUCGACUUUACCAAGGACAAGGGCAGACUCGCCUCCGCUUAAAGUGGGGAACAACCACAGCAAAAGUCCAGACAGUGAUAAGGCGUCUUCACCAAGCGAGCUGGUGGGAGACGGGCUGAACAAGCUCCACAAUGACUCUGAGUCUGGAGAUGAGCUCAGCAGCAGCUCAACCGAACAAAUGCAGACCACAUCACCCACAGGUCAGGGCCGGUCCGACUCGCCCGUUUACACCAACCUGCAGGAGCUGAAGAUCUCUCAGUCCAGCCUGCCACCCGUCCCCUCCGGAUCCCCUCUCCACAUCCUGGGCGACUGGGAGACCCACAAAGACCUGAGCGGCCGGCAUUUCUACUACAACCGUGCUACGGGAGAGCGCACAUGGAAGCCGCCCCGCACCAGGGACACCAGCGGCAGCACCAGCAGUGUCCGGGGAGACAGCCAGGGAACGGUGGAGAGUGAGCCUCUGUCCUCAGAAGAAAACUGUCACAGCACCCACUCAAGUCAGUCUGACAGCCAGUACGGGUCGCCCCCUAGAGGCUGGUCGGAGGAGCUUGAUGAGCAUGGACACACACUUUAUGUCUCUGAAUACACACAGGAGAAGUGGAUCAAACAUGUGGAUGAGCAGGGCAGGCCCUACUACUACAGUGCCGAUGGAUCCAGGUCAGAAUGGGAACUUCCCAAGUACACUUUCUCCCCUCAGUCUGGAGAAGUUCCCAAGAGUCGCAGUUUGGAGAGAAAGCAGCCAGAUCCCAUCGUGCUCACCAAGUGGAGACACAGCACUUACGUGUUAGACCUCAACGACAAGUUCUCGUUCAAACUGAAGCACUUCUCCUCCAACCAUCACAAGAGGAGGUUUCGUCUCUCUCUUUACAGUGAUAAAGAGUGUGCUCCAGCGCCCAAACAGAGCCCUCCAGACUCUGACUCCUGCCCCUCAUCUCCUAAGCACCCCUCAACCCCCUCAGAAAAGUGUGGAGUCCUUAACGUCACCAAAAUCACAGAAAAUGGAAAGAAAGUCAGGAAGAACUGGACCUCCUCAUGGACGGUCCUGCAGGGUUACUCUCUGCUCUUUGCAAAGGGUCAGGGAGGCAGCACCAGCUGGUCUUACUAUCGCAGCGGCUCCAUCCCUGAGCUGCUCCUCACUCUCCUUAGCAACUGGAAGCGUUCAGUAAAGCCCCGUCCUGCUGUCUCCUAUGUGAACUGUAGGCCUGUGCAGGCUGCUGCUAAGUUCGGCAGCAACCAGUCAAAGCCGGAGUUCACUGUCGAUCUGCGAGGGGGGUCAGUGGACUGGGCCUCGAAGGACAAGUCGAGCAAGAAGCACGUUAUCGAGCUGAAGACGCGUCAGGGGACGGAGCUGCUGAUCCAGUCAGAGAUCGACAGCGUCAUCAACGACUGGUACCGGGCCCUCACAGAGACCAUCAACACUCAUGCCUGGGAGUCCGAUGAGGCCAUUGAGGAGGACAUGCCGGAGUCUCCAGGAGCUGAGAAACAGGACAAAGAGAAAGACCACCGAGACACCAAGAAGAACAGAGUGAUGAAGAACUCUGUGAGUAUGGAUGCCUCAGACCAGAAGAAAACCAGGCUGAAGCUUAAGAAGUUCCUGACACGUCGGCCCACCUAUCAGGCUGUCCGAGACAAAGGAUACAUUAAAGAUCAGGUGUUCGGCUGCAGCCUUACCAGUCUGUGCCAGCGGGAGAACACGUCAGUGCCCAACUUUGUUACAAUGUGCAUCGACCAUGUAGAGAACACGGGUCUCAACAUUGACGGUCUUUACAGAGUGAGUGGAAACCUGGCUGUGAUCCAGAAACUCCGCUUUGCUGUAAAUCACGACGAGACGUUGGAUCUGAACGAUAGUAAGUGGGAGGACAUCCACGUCACCACCGGAGCGCUGAAGAUGUUCUUCAGAGAGCUUCCUGAGCCUCUAUUCACUUACGGAUCCUUCAAUGACUUUGUCAACGCCAUCAAAUGCUCCGACUACAAACAGCGAGUGAAUUCAAUCAAAGAUUUAAUUAAGAAGUUGCCAAAACCGAACCACGACACAAUGCAGGUCCUCUUCAAACACCUCAGGAGGGUGAUCGAUCAUGGAGAGGCCAACCGUAUGACCACCCAGAGCGUGGCCAUCGUGUUCGGGCCCACGCUGCUCCGGCCUGAAACCGAAACGGGCAACAUAGCGGUCCACAUGGUGUACCAGAACCAGAUAGUGGAGCUCAUACUAAUCGAGUAUGAGAGCAUCUUCGGCAGGUAGAGACACCCGCUCAGAAGAGGACGCUGGCUUCUGUUUCCUUUUCCCCCUUUUCUUUGACUGAGCUGAACAUUGCUGUGGACCAAGCAGUCGGGAGAGAAAUAAAGUAUUUCAUUCAUUGAUGGGACAGUUUAUGAAUAUGUUGCACUUACAGACAAGCUUAAACAGGUGUACAGAUCUCACCCGCUUCCACAUGCCGAGAAGCGGGCUGGACCACGGACAGUGUUUCAGAGUGAUGCCGUGGUGACGUCCGUGUGAUUUGGUGGAUUUUGAGUAUUCAGGUGUUUUCACAUACACUGGAUCCCUGCGGCCAGUAAAUAGACGUUCAUGGGCGAUUUUUGCCUCCUAGUGAAGCCGACCAGACUCUUUUUGUGGCAUUAGAAGUCAAAACCGGCAACCUCAUCACCUCUCUGAAGGCUUGAGCUGAAUCAGAACUGGAUGGUUUUUCUGCGUCGUGGAGCUUUUGUCUGUGAUGUUGUGUGGUUUUGGAUCAGACGGAGUAAAAUAAUCAGUGUUAUAUUAACAGACUGUCUUUUGGCACUUCAUGAUGAUGUACUGGAGUUACAGAUCGUGUCUCCAACUUCCCACAAUCCCUCUUAUCGUCAUCACCCUCCCCUUUUUGACCUCUUUGCCUCCUUUCAACCAGUGUUAAGCAUUAACCCUGUGACAUGAGUGUCUUGUGACUUGUAUGAUGGAGGACAAACCUUCUACGUGUGAGUGAGUGCGAAUGAAUUACUGGAAUUAAACCUGAGCAGAAGCACCCUCGUCUUGCCACUUUGUACAAACGUUCGUGUCGUGUAGUCUUCGUGCUUUUGGUAAAAUUUGGUUCAAGCUGCCGGGGUUCAUCGUCUGUGCUCCUUUAUGAACUUCAGUGUUUGUGGGAAAUGUCACAACGUCCUGGUGUUACUGGAAAGUGGAAGUCCUGAAGCUGCAGUGUUUUUACAUGAAUGGUCUCAGACUGGUCUAAGCUAAUAUUAAAUAGUAUUCAGAGAAGGGAACCGGUACAAAGAUCUCACAGGUUGAUGUGUUAGAAAGCAAAGAAGAGCCUUUAAACCCUUACAGAGCGUAUGUACAGAAACUAGCUGUUAAAAUGUGUUCUAGUGACUGAGGUAUGUAUGCUUUGAUGGUGAACUAGUGAAAGCUGAUUUUGAUUUUGUAAAUUUGAAAUAAAAGAUGAAAAAUACACAUUGUGAACAAAACAACCACAUGAUCGACUGUUACUUUUGUUUGAAGGUGUAUCUGGAGUGUUUGCGCAUGGUCAGCUGCACAUUUUGAAUGUAAUUUUCAGGCUAACUGCUGUUUGUGAAAAUGCUACGUCUA
This is a messenger RNA of Cheilinus undulatus (humphead wrasse), 4282 nucleotides long. It is a transcript of the gene arhgap12b, whose product is annotated as Rho GTPase activating protein 12b. Lineage: Eukaryota; Metazoa; Chordata; Actinopteri; Labriformes; Labridae. The transcript has 20 exons. Bases 233 to 2965 code for a protein of 910 amino acids. The record is from RefSeq and is a predicted model, not a curated record. Gene Ontology annotation, molecular function: protein binding. Gene Ontology annotation, cellular component: cytoplasm. Gene Ontology annotation, biological process: signal transduction; regulation of GTPase activity.